CAAAUCUAAACGAAAAUAAACAAUACAAAAGCCUGACUCUCUUUUUGAAACUGAUCUACCUGUUGUUACCUGUUGUCAUUUCUUCGGUUGUAAUACAUUCUUGAUCCAUUUGUUUAUAACAAUUAUGUACAAGGAACGAUUAAAAACAGGAUUAUUUGUAUAAUGAAUAAACAUAUUUUGUAAGCUCGCACCUUGGUCGAAUUAGAAAGGAAACAACACCGACCCCUGAUCAAAUAACUACAUCAGCUGGACAUCACCUUUGAGAUUCACACUAAUUUUAAAUAUGGUUAUUAUUAAAGACUCCAAGCGAAGAUUUUAUUUCUCUGGCAUUGCCUUUACGCUUUUGGCAUUACUUUUUAAGAUAAUUGGAUUUUCAACUUCGUAUUGGGUUAACCAAAGUGGUGAGAAACCGAGCCGUAUUGGACUUUGGGAAGUUUGUUAUCGAGAAUACACCCCAUUAGGAGCUAAAAAGAUAUUCACUGGAUGCUGGUGGUUGUAUUCUGACAGUCUCUCAUCCGUGAAGGAAUAUGUUUUACCUUCAUGGUUCAUCUCGGUGCAGGUUAUGAUCAGUUUGACAUUCCUCUUACAAGGGCUGGUUGCCGUUUUCCUUCUCUGCGUGCUCAUCCAUUGCUGUCCAAUCCAUGUCAAACCUUUAAUUCUCACGUUAUCAAGUAUUGUCAUGUUUCUCUGUGGUCUACUAAUUACAAUAUCCUUGAUUGUGUUUGGAGUGAAGUCUGAAGAUCGACAGUGGAUGCCACGUCCUGAUCAGAACUACUUAUCCUGGUCUUUUGGUAUUUGUGUACUCUCUGGCUUCUUCUCCCUGUUUUCAGCAAUGUGCUUGCUUGUGGCAAGCAUCAGUUCCUCACGUGACCAGAAUGUGGACUCUAAAGCACAUCGUAUGCGACGCUAUUAACAUGCAAAUAACAGUGGAAAAAAAAUAUAUAACUUGAAAGACAAAUCUAAGCGUUAUAUUUGCUUCUUUCUAACUUUUCUAAUUUCAUAAUGUAUUUGUCUUGGAGGUUUUGUGGACAUCUAUUUCCUGUUUGCAUCAACACCGCUCCCAAGAUCUGACAAAUUCUGGCAAACCAUCUUUUGUAAAUAUAUUCUUUUACCGAUCUUUUGUAUACAAAAAUGAAAAACAACUUCAUAUAUUUUUUAAUGUUUCAUCU
Messenger RNA from Octopus sinensis (East Asian common octopus), 1169 nucleotides. RefSeq lists its product as uncharacterized. The record is from RefSeq and is a predicted model, not a curated record. NCBI's taxonomy places the organism in Eukaryota, Metazoa, Mollusca, Cephalopoda, Octopoda, Octopodidae. Gene Ontology annotation, cellular component: membrane. Bases 284 to 913 code for a protein of 209 amino acids. The transcript is spliced from 3 exons.